AUGAAUUCAGUAACCAUGCCAUCUGAGGUGAUAGCAGACAAAUCCCUGCAGCGUGAGCUGGCGGACUCCAUCAUCCGUAUGGUUCCGCUGGACGAGAUACGCAUUUUAUUGGCUUGUGGAGCUAAGGUCAACGAGCCAGUAACUCAAGGUCUCCGUCCUCUUCACUACGCGAUCUGGCAACGCCACCUGGAAGCCACUCGCUUGCUGCUAGUCCGAGGAUGUGAUAUCAAUGCCACGGACGAUUGUGGAUAUAGUGCUUUACAUUUGUCCGCUGAACAUGGAUACACGGAGCUUGUGAAGUUGCUCUUAGAGAGUGGUGCAGCGGUCGAUUACCGAGUGGACACUGGUGAAGAAUUCCCCCGCACUACUCUCUGCGAUGAACCGUUGAGACUUGCCAUAAGAAACAAACAUUAUGAUGUUGCGCGUCUCCUCUUGGAACAUGGUGCUGAUCCAAACAAACGAUACUUCUUCGGUUCAGAGAUCAACCUGGUCUCCGACCCUGAGUACUUGGAACUGCUGCUCAUGUUCGGUGCUAACCCUGACUCCAGGGAUAGAGCUGGUCUCACUCCUUUGAUGAAAGCUGCUCGACAGAGAAAGGGUAUAGAGUCAGUGCUGCUCCUCAUCAGCUACGGCGCGGACGUCAACGCGAUGGCGGACGCGCGCAAUGACUUUAGAACUGUCAUGCAUUAUGCCGUUUUGGGUGGCUGCACGGAUGUCGUGAACCUCCUCAUCAAGCAAGGCGCGAGGGUCAACUACGAGUCUCCUGAUUUGAACAAACCCAGUCCUUUAGACUUGGCCAUAUUGAAGGGAGAUGUAUCAAUGUUGCAGAUGCUGCUUUCUGCUGGGGCCCAAGUGAACUCGUCCAGUACCGUGAUAGGAACUCCUCUACACGUGGCCUGCUCCGACAACAUAUCUAACAGAAAGGAAAUUGUUAAGAUCCUUUUAGAAAGUGGAGCAGAUCCGAACCUAAAGGUGUAUAAUGAAGAUGAUGGAGCUCAACUGCGACCGGCUCUCGCAGAAUAUCUCGCGAGCAACACUGAGCCUUGCGCUGACACUGUUACUCUCUUACUUAGAUAUGGUGCUAGGGUUAUAAUGAAAACUCAGUUUCGCGACCCCGACGGCAUUCUCAAUCACCUUCAAAACGUCACCUCUGAAGAAUAUGAACAUAUCUUUUAUAUCCUUCUAGAAGCAGCUGAAUCAUUUGAUCUCUGUAUGAUAAAAAGAAAUAACACUUUAAAACCAAUUCAAAAAGAAACUUUAAUUGAACGUGCCAAAAACCCAAUUUCGUUGUUGGCUCAAACUAGAAUAUUUUUCCGCAAAUUCUUUGGCACUACUUUGAUAAAAGUUGUCAAGAAAUUGGAAAUACCAAAGAUUUUGCACAGUUAUUUGCUUUAUGAAUGCAAA
Molecule: messenger RNA, 1404 nt
Organism: Brenthis ino (lesser marbled fritillary)
Lineage: Eukaryota; Metazoa; Arthropoda; Insecta; Lepidoptera; Nymphalidae
Source: the annotation of a GenBank genome assembly